This is a messenger RNA of Pieris brassicae (large cabbage white), 7600 nucleotides long. It is a transcript of the gene Nedd4, whose product is annotated as E3 ubiquitin-protein ligase Nedd-4. The transcript is spliced from 21 exons. NCBI's taxonomy places the organism in Eukaryota, Metazoa, Arthropoda, Insecta, Lepidoptera, Pieridae. Gene Ontology annotation, molecular function: sodium channel inhibitor activity; protein binding; ubiquitin protein ligase activity. The record is from RefSeq and is a predicted model, not a curated record. Gene Ontology annotation, biological process: regulation of dendrite morphogenesis; ubiquitin-dependent protein catabolic process. The coding region runs from base 308 to 3373 and encodes 1021 amino acids.
UUGUCAUCGAUGGUGUACACUACCGAUUACCGAGUAAAAGAGAUUUUCCUUGUUAUAUUUUUUAAAGUUUGUGUGUCCUCAUAUGUUUCUAGAGAAUACAAUUGUCUGGUGUUUAAAUUAAUAGUUCCAUAACAUUAUAUAUGUGGCUCGUGGUAUGGACAAGUGGAGCAAGUCUUCAAAAAGUAGCCAAUACGAUUGUGUAGCAAACGUGUCAUCACUUUUUAAGUUAAUACAACCGAUGUUUUAUAUAAAAAGGAAAACGAUUUGGUUAGCGUUUCGAUAGCAAAAGUACAGGUUCUCAUGGGUGAUGGCUUGGCAGUCGGACAAUCGUACCGAAGAGAAUAGCUUCCUGCUUCGGUUGAAGAUAAUAGGAGCAUAUUCUUUGGCUAAGAAAGAUAUUUUUGGUGCUAGUGACCCGUAUGUUCGUGUGGAGUUGCAAAAGGUUGACUGUGACGUCACACUUGAGACUUUCCUGACUAAAACAAAGAAAAGGACCCUCAAUCCAAUAUGGAAUCAGGAGUUUGUAUUUCGGGUAAAACCUCAAGAGCAGAAACUGCUAAUUCAAGUGUUUGACGAAAAUCGUCUUACUCGGGAUGACUUCUUGGGCAUGGCUGAAGUGCCACUCACGAACACGCCCUUCGAAUCUGCGGCCAACGCCCGUCCGGCCAUCACUAAGUACCCCCUGCGCCCGCGCAGGUCCGUCGCCAGAUCUCGCAUCCGUGGUUACAUCGAGAUAUACCACGCUCUGGUGGGCCGCGUGGGACAGGAAGAAGGCGAAUCCACGAGUCCACCAGAUGACUGGGAGAUGGUGGAACCUGCACCGCAAGUGGGGAAUGUUCAGCCGGUGUUCGCGGGUUCAGUGCCGACGUUGAUCGGGGAAGAUGACUGGGAACUGAUCGACACAGCACCCUUGCCCCUUGCGAUAGGAGGAGAUCCACUCCCCGCUGGUUGGGAGGAAAGGCAAGACGCGAAUGGAAGAACAUAUUACGUGAAUCACGCGGCUCGGUCCACACAAUGGGAGCGGCCUACUUUCACCCGUAAUAUGAGUACGGAGUCUCAAGCGGAGCGUAUGGAGACGGCAGCGACGGAGUUCCAACGCAGAUUCCACAUCUCCGCGGAUGAUGAACACAAUCAGGCUAACGCGCAGCCGCAUGAGGAACCAAAUAUGCCAGCCGAAAGCUCCGCUGACUCGACUGAAUCAAGAACUGAAAAUGAAGUCGAAUCUAAUGAAUUAUCUGAAAACCCAAACGAACCUACACCGUUCUCUACGCCUGCCCUUUCGCCUGUAAUCGAACACACUACCGAAACAGCGCCUAACCCUAACGACUGUGAUACUAAUGUUAACGAACGAAACGAAGAAAAUGACGUAGUAUGUGCUAAUGAAACGACUGAAAAUACAACAGAACAAACUGAACAAGAACACAACGAAAUCAUUGAAGCCGUUAAUGCCGAAGCAUCUAGUAGUAUCGACAUAGUUAAUGACGAUGAAUCUGUAACGCCUACAAAUAAAUUAUCACCAACAAGUAGUCAAGAUACGUCCGAAACGGAUACUAUAGAGAUUGAAUUGAGGCCGACGGUUGAAGAGAUAAUAAUAACUAGUCCUGAAGAGACUCAAGAGGAGAUAGACAGGGUUAACGGUGUUCAAAACGAAGAGGUGGAAAGAAGGGACGUCGAACGUAAUGAAGAAACGGGUGACGAGUCAGCGGAGUCUUUGACGUUUGACGAGAACCACUUCAGUACGCCGACUGGAGGCGUUAGUCCAGAACGGCGCUCCGCAACGGGUAGGCGCUCCUCAACUGACAGACGUAGACGACGAACAACGGCCAGUUCAAUGAGCUCAGAGGACGAGUCGGACGGUUCCUCAGAGAGUACACGAAGCAGCAGUGCCAGCAGCACCCAGAGUCAGAACUUACCUAACAGCGAUGGUCUCCCUCCAGGCUGGAGUAUGCAGCGUGCUCCAAAUGGUAGAGUGUUCUUCAUCGACCACAAUAAUAAGACAACUACUUGGGUCGAUCCUAGGACAGGUUGUGCAUCGAAUUUGCCAAGCGCAGCGUUAGCGAGCGCGGGAGCGGAAGCGGAUGAGUUAGGUCCGCUGCCUGAGGGAUGGGAGGAACGCGUACAUACAGAUGGGCGGAUCUUCUUUAUUGAUCACAACACCCGCAUCACGCAAUGGGAGGACCCUCGCCUCUCCAAUCCCCACAUUGCUGGUCCAGCUGUGCCUUACUCUCGUGACUAUAAGCGCAAGUACGAAUACCUCAAGAGUCAGUUGCGUAAGCCGAGUAACGUACCAAACAAGUUUGAAAUAAAAGUCCGUCGAAACUCGAUUCUGGAGGACUCCUAUCGCAUCAUUAGUUCUGUCAGUCGAGUCGAUCUUCUGAAGACAAAGCUAUGGGUCGAGUUCGAAUCUGAAGUCGGCUUGGAUUAUGGCGGUCUGGCUCGUGAAUGGUUCUUCCUGUUGUCAAAGGAAAUGUUCAAUCCGUAUUAUGGUCUAUUUGAGUACUCCGCUAUGGAUAACUAUACCCUCCAAAUAAACCCCAACAGUGGAGUUUGCAAUGAGGAGCAUCUCAAUUAUUUUAAAUUUAUCGGUCGUGUCGCUGGUAUGGCUGUGUACCAUGGGAAACUACUCGAUGCGUUCUUUAUCCGUCCAUUCUACAAGAUGAUGCUGAGCAAACCCAUUGAUCUUCAAGACAUGGAGUCUGUUGACUUGGAGUACUAUAACUCGCUUAUGUGGAUACGGGAUAACGAUCCCUCGGAAUUAUAUUUAACGUUCGCGGUGGAUGAAGAGCAAUUUGGAAAGACGUACCAGAGAGAGCUGAAGACAAACGGUGCCAAUAUUUCAGUUGAGAACGACAAUAAAGAUGAAUAUAUCAAAUCUGUGAUCGAAUGGCGUUUCGUGCGUCGUGUUCAGGAGCAAAUGAACGCGUUCCUUGAAGGCUUCGGCGCUCUGGUGCCACCGGCUUUACUCAAGAUCUUCGAUGAGAACGAGCUUGAGUUGUUACUCUGUGGUAUACAGCGCAUAGAUGUGAGGGAUUGGCGUGCUAACACCCUGUAUAAGGGAGAUUAUCAUGCGAACCAUCUGGUCGUGCAGUGGUUUUGGAGGGUGGUCCUAUCAUUCUCCAAUGAGAUGCGCUCGCGCCUCCUCCAAUUCGUUACGGGCACGUCUCGUGUGCCAAUGAACGGAUUCAAGGAGUUGUAUGGCUCCAAUGGCCCCCAAUUAUUUACUAUUGAGAAAUGGGGCUCGCCCGAGAAUUAUCCCCGAGCACAUACGUGUUUUAACAGAAUCGAUCUGCCGCCAUAUGAGACCUAUCAGCAGUUACGGGAGAAGCUGAUCAAGGCAAUUGAAGGCUCGCAAGGGUUUGCGGGAGUCGACUGAUGGCUCUUUUCAAUUUCGUAUAUUCGGUGAUAUUACAUUAUACGCCUUAUGUAGAUAGGAAUACGAUAAAUAUUGCACAUUGGUCUUUCGAAGUGGCUUAGUUAUGACAGAAUGUUUGAAGGUAUUAUUCAAACUAAUUUUUUAAUUAAUACGCUUUUAAAUAAAAUAAUUUACUGCAAAAUUUUGUGCGUGACAGAGAUAGCGCUAGUCUCUUUCUUAAAGUCGAUUUGCAAUAUUUAUAAGUUCGUGAGCGAAGGUCUGAUGCUUAUGAAAAUAUUACGUUUUCGUAUACAAGCCGAAAAAUAAUCGCGUUAAUAGACUUUUGUUAUACAUGCAGAAAAAAUAUAUUUAUUUAGACCCUCAGUAAUGUUUUCAGGAACUAUAUACUUAUAUAAUUUAUAUUUUAAACCAAUAAUAAAUUAUCUUAAUUCUUAAUGCCAUACAUUAUAAUAGUGUCAGAAACUCGCUCGCGACGCAAUUUGUUUACAAACUUCGUCUACACCAAAAAUGUUUCCAUCCUGUUCCUAUGGUACUAAUGAGAAAAGGACGGCUGUAUGUUCUCGCGCAUAAGUUCUAAAUAUACGCAAUUAUAUGAAUUGCAAACAAGAAAAUUCAUUGAUUUGCCAAUUUAUGCCUAAUUGCAAAAGAAAAUUAUCCGUUAAAGAUUUGAUACACACAUAAAGUCGAUUUUUUAUACGAUUCUAAAAUUUUAACUAUUGUCGUCCUGCUCUCACAUGAGUAUACCGAAAGAGAUAGAUAUACUUUUGGGUGGUCCUAGUUUGUUCACACCUCUGUAGUGUUAUUCUAUUUUCCUUAAAUACAUUCACAUUAAACUUAAGCAUUUUAAUUACAUGCAGACUAGGUAUUUUAAACUUAAGUUACGCCGUAUACGCGAUACAUUAGUCGUAAUGUACCGUGUGUUAAGUAUUGCUCAUUUUAAUUGUUUUGCGGCAUAUUUUACUGGUGCUUCAUGGGUCCAUUGUAAAGAAAAAUUUCGACGUAUGCGCAGUGGUGUUACAAGGUUCGAAUCCUGCUCACUCGUCCAAAUUUUCUAGUCAAUUUCGGCUUAAACUUAAUCUGCAUAACUUUAAGUUAAACUAAGAAAAUCAUAAAGUUCAUAUUAUAUUUUUGGUACGUACGUGGUACUGUUAGACUAAAUUAUUUUUAAGUUAUGUAUUAUAACCGUUUGACAACCUUAUAUACGAAUGUCAGAAAUGUAGGAGCUACUCAAAGUAGCUUUGUUUGCUGUAGCCUUUAAUUAUAUUUAAGUGGCCUUUCUGCAAAAGCAAAAUAUAGAGAGAUCUAGAAUAGCCUUUUUACUUUGUCUUAUAGAAAUGGUUUCGCAAGCCCACUGGUUCAGGUUUCUUGUUAUAAGGGUCGGUUCACAUAUCACGGAGGAUCGGUCGAGGGUUUUUCCGUCCCCCGUUAUGUGUGAACCGACCCUAAAUUUCUCGUAAAGAAUAACGUUAGUCCUUUUCACGUUUAUAUAGUUCUUUCUAAUAGCCCAGUGGCGUGAUUCUUGAAUCUUAUCAGCGUUAUUACAAUUUAUAAAAUAUUAAUAGGUUCCAUACCGCCCAUAUGCGAAACGAGUCCGUGGACGUGAUAUGUACGUAUUUGACGCACUUUAGUCGCUAGGAAUAUGAACUUUAACUUUCAAGAAUACGGUUAAAUUUUGCUUUUCUUUAGUAAAACUUAUCGUGAUCGUCAAUUAAAUUCUCUGAAAUUGUCGAAUAGAUUUGCAAUAUAAGUGCCUAAGACUUCUAAAUUUAGACCGCCUUUGCAUAUACCUAGACUUAAAUACUGUGACAGGCACAGGGGCACACAGGUGUGAAAACAAUUUGUGAUGGGAUCAGACGGUGGAUGGAAGUAUUUUCACACGACACGAUUUUUUUCGUUUUUCAUUAUCGCCUAUUGAAUCUGUACGAACACGUGAUUAAGUCUCUUGUCAAGGCAUUUCCAAAGCUUUAAACUGACUAGGCUUUCAGCUGGAACCGGUCCCGUCAAUAACACUCACUCGUAACAUAUUGUAUCGUUACAAAUCCGUCGAACAUUUGUGUUGUAAGGACUGCUUUUUACGUCGAAUUAAAUAAUUGUUUUGAAAUAUCUUUGUUAUCGACAUCGAUAGAUGAGAGAAAAGGUAGGUAUUAUGAGCAGAAUUUUUAAUGACGUACGUGUGGCGAGGUUUUUUUUUUGUCGUAUUUGUAGUACUUUGGUCUAUCUAAGAGCGGAUCUAACGUUUGCGUCACAAUCAAAGCUAGAACUAAGCUAAAAUAAUUCACGAUUUUCGCUCUGCUGCUAGAUCCGCCCAUGGAUGAAACUUCGAGUAAUAAAGUGAAAUAUGACCCAAUGUCCUAAAACCUAGAUGGGACAGAGAGCGUCCACAGUGCGUCUCCAUCGUGUUCCGUCUUGAGCCUCAUAUUUCACCUUGCCCCAAGUCUUUCCGGCUCAAUUCGUCUCAUCUACAAUUGUAAGACGGCUGUAGAAUCCCAUACAAACCCGUAAGGCAUGCGGGUUUCUAUUAAGCCCCUGAUUGGGGACAUGAUUGGAAGGUGAAAUAUGAUGUUUUAAAUACCUGAUGUCAUAAUAAAUGUUCGAUAGCAAAAUUGCUUUAAAAUUAUAGUCUGAAGCCCUUGACAGAAGUUUCUAGAUUUGACGUAAUAGUAAUGAAAGUGUUACAGUGGGCUCCAUACUUUUGUAUAUAAAUAUAGUUGUAAGUAAAAUUGCUAGUUAACCAUGAAAUGGACGAAUCAAAUGUAACCAUUGCUUAUUGAGUGCCACGUCAGGAUGUCAAAAUCCAAUUUUCACAUUUUCCAACCGAAACUAUUGAUGGACGUCGAUUACACUCGUAUUGUUAUAUAACGUUUUAUUUUAUGAUUAUUCAUAUAGAAAAACAUCGCUGAAUUUUGGUACUGCAGUGUUUGAUUGUAUAUUGGAACGCGUAAUCUGUAUUAAUAUUGGCUUUCUAGAGGGGCCUCUAUACGGUCUACACUUUUAAUGAAAUAUUUGGCUAUAUAAUUGCCGAGUAUAUCCCGAAAUUACAAAAAACACAUGUGGCAUUAUUUUGUCCUUACACAGUCGACAUAUAUGGCUUGGCUAGUACCUAUGACUGCAAUGGCGGGCACACUCAUACGCGUUGCAGCAGAACUCAUACGCAAAAACUAAGAAACAUGUGGAUCCGACCUUAUUUCAAUAGGCGAUUUCAAAUUCGAUAUUUUUAGUCUGGAAAUAAGACUCGAUGAACAAUUAUUUCAAAACUUAACACGAAUGUCAUAGAGUGACUUUGAACGCAUUCAGAUUGGACCAAUGCUACAAAGAAAAGAUACUAACUUGAGAAAAGCUAUUUCUAUUAUCACGUAGCAUGAAAAAGGGACGCAAUUAGACCGUAAAGCGAGGUGGCAAUAAUAUGGCUGAGAAAUAUUGCAGUAUUUUCGAUUGCAAAAUAUUGUCAUACGGCUGGGACUCUAAACAUUCAUAGGACAUACAAAAAAUAUUUGAAAUAUAUCUCGGCCAUACUAGAAAUAUUGCAUAGUUGCUACUAGCCACACGCUUGUAGCUAUACAUUUCGUGAAAAUAUGGCCCGUCUAGGAGCCCUUUUAAGCAAUAUUUGGUACACAAACGGACUGUGACAUUGCAGUAACCUUAAAGGUAUUUUAAAAUCUAAAUAUGAUUUUUUUUAUGAAUUCGGGUUCAUAUAUCCAAAACUUUUAGAUAAAUAAUUGUUUUGCAAUGGAAGUAAUAAAUUGUAGUUUGGUCAACAUACGUUAUUUUCCUUGUUUAAAAUGAUGAAAAAUAUACAGAAAUCGAAAUAAUGAUAAAAUACUAUAAGUUUUUUUAACAUAAAUUACAAUUUUGAAUUGAAAACUAUUACAUAAUAGAAUCGAGCUAAUAAAUAAAUUGUCCAUUGUCCAAUGUCUUGGUACCGUAAUGAUUUUAUCACAUAAUUAAUUCCAUUCCUCAAUAAUCCGUCCAUUAUCCAAGUUCCUUAAACGUCAGGAUUAAUAAUUUCCUAGUUUUGCAAGUCCAAAGACAUCCGUACUGUCCUUUGUAGAAACGGUUACUGUAUAGAUUUUUAACGGAUAAAACGUUGUAUAGCGAUACGAGUGAAUAUUUUGUAUAUUAUUUUAAGUUAGAACAACAAUCAAUUACUGCUAGAUGAGUUUUCAAUUAUAAAUUCUAAGAUAUAUAAAUUGUGUAAAUAUAACAUUGAUGUUGAAAGAUUCACGAAAA